AUGUCGGCGGAUCCUGUGUCCUGUAUUGCGGCUCGACAAGCCCCGGAUCCUGGCCCUCGAUCGCCCACUACCAUCCGUCCCGAGGUGACGCAGUACACGUUCUCCCCGGCCGACCGCUUCAAACAUGGGCCGGUCAUGCUGGGCGAGAACCUUGGGCGCGCCAUCAUCGCGUGGACAUCGCUUGCAGAACUGAUGUGGGGUUUGGUCAGGAACCGGCGGUUAGCAAGUCGGCGGAUCCUGUAUUUGGACUUCGCUUGCAAAACCAAUGUAGCUCGGUUCCUGGGGGUAACCGGUGGAGUCAAGGACGGCGGCCCGGUUCCCUCAUUUGCUUCUUGUCUUCUUCAAUCAUUCUGGGUUCAUCCUCCAUCAAUGUCAGCCGCUACAGAAACUCCGCUAGGUGGCUCCGAGACUCCAACAGCGUCGUCAGCCAAUGACUCUCAACUCACUGAGGGUGUGAAGCAGUGUCUUGACAAUUGGCGUCAGGAGUGGGAAGGCCUUGCUACAGGAACGUCGCUGGUGAUUCGAAAAAAGAACCUCGACAUGUUAACCUUUGCAAUUGCGACUGCCCUUGUCACAACCCAUCCAGAACUUGACGGCGGUCCCACUGGCUUUGAGGAGGCUGAGAAGUUAACCUGGGCAUACUUUGACCCGGAUGGCAAGGCUUGUGAGGGAACCCCGCUAGAGCACAAAGAGAUGGCAAAGCUCAAAGGUAGUAUAUGGGAGCAGUACACUGGCUACAACGCAUUCCGCAACGCCCACAAGGAGGACAUCGUCCGUUACCUCCCUCAGGCAUGGGAGCGGUACAAAACCACCAAGGCGGCCAAAGGUGACACUCUUACUGAAGGCGACCUCAGGCCAUGCCCAACGGAAGCUAGCGAUUCGCGGUGGGUUGGUCAUCACAGCCGAGCUCGUGCCUACAUGUGGUUGGAUCUGACCGAGGCGGAGCGGCAACAAUGGAAUAAGCAGGCGGAAGAUUGGAAUCUAUAUGGGGCUCCCAAAAACAUCCAAGACGCAGAGAGGAACCGGAUUGCGAAAUUGUUCAUGAAUCGCACAUAUCUGUACGCCUUGCGGAACUUGGGGAUGGAGCUGGUAAUGUUUGGGCUCUUCGAGUCCAAUGGAAAGACCAGAGUUUUACACUUUGAAGGAGAUCCCGACAUGUUUCACCGCCGCUACCCAGAGUAUUGCACAACGAAGUACCACACCGCGGAGGCAGGCGACCGUACCUUCAUGAAAACACUUUGUGUCCACGCGGAUCAGAGAUUUCUGCGGACUGGGCAACUUGAGCCGCCGAAACGCGCGGAAGCGUUGCCCAAAAAGAAGAAGCUACUCGCCACCCGGGAUGACGGUUAUCCGCGCAUACCUGCUAACCAUGCUGACUUGAACAACCAAGACACUAUCACCUUGGUCCGUAACUUUGUCAACAUGGUUUACACGCUGGACACUGGCAUCAAGAAAUCCGUCUCCUGGAAACAUACGAUGAGCGACCCGACUAAGUUUAUUGUUCAUAAAGACCUUCCAGUUGCCCUGGAGGACCCAAGUGAUAUGAAAACUGGCGAUAUCAAGGCUAUCAUCAAAGACUGGUACGAAAUCCAGGAGUGCGAUGCCAUCGUCGCGGAUCCGCUGCACUUCCCUUCUUCAGUCUCCCUGGGAGCAAGUACUGACGUCAUCGACCUCCCGCCUCUGGUCCCUGCAUCCGAUACUGCACAGCCCAGGACAAGACGACGCUAUAACAGGAAGACAGGAGCCUUGCGUACAACAGCAACCCCUUCAUCCAGUUCAACAUCGCCUUCUGUAGGCACCCUGUCCCCUGCAACCACUCCAGCAACACCUGUGCUUGGGGAUGUGGAGUUGUCCACCGCGUCAUCCGCCGUACCCACCAUCACGUCGACCACCACAUCAUCCACCGUACCCACCACCACGCCAUCCGCCGUACCCACCACCACGCCAUCCGCCGUACCCACCAUCAUGUCGACCACCACUUCAUCCGCCGUGCCCACCACCACGCCAUCCGCCGUGCCCACCGCCGUGCCAUCCGCCGUGCCCACCAUGACGUCGACCACCACGUCAUCCGCCGCGCCCAUCGCCGCAUCAUCCGCUGUGCCCACCGCUGUGCCAUCCGCCGUGCCCACCACCACGCCAUCCGCC
This is a messenger RNA of Coniophora puteana RWD-64-598 SS2, 2145 nucleotides long. RefSeq lists its product as uncharacterized. NCBI's taxonomy places the organism in Eukaryota, Fungi, Basidiomycota, Agaricomycetes, Boletales, Coniophoraceae. The annotation marks the transcript as partial. The transcript is spliced from 8 exons. The record is from RefSeq and is a predicted model, not a curated record.